GGAGCAGCUCAUUGAACAGAACCACACCAAUUCAUUCCCAGUAUAUACAGUAUCCGUUUGAAAGAUCGAAGGAUGUAGUCUAUCUUCUAUCAUUUUCACUGUUUAUGCAGAUAAGGCAUAAUGUAUAAACAAAAUAGAAGUUGGAUGUAUGAUAAAGAUGCGGUAUUGUACGGAAUGCAAUCAAAUUUUCUCGAGGGAGUCGGAGAAUUUAUUGAAUUUGCACUUGAACAUCCGGCUUAUAUGAGUGGUGAUAAAAUAAGAUGUCCAUGUUCAAAGUGUAAAAAUCUCAAAUUUAAAGACCCACACGAAGUUGGGUAUGAUUUGUACGCGGUCGGUUUUGUUCCCAAUUAUUAUAAUUGGACUUCUCACGGCGAACCUUUGGAUCCAUCUGUUAUACCACAAACGGUAGGUUCGUCUCGUUACGUCCCUCCAGAGAUGAGUGCGUGGGGAGACCGUGCUGAAAUGAGGUGGGACCAACAAAUGGUAUAUGACGCAUACGGUGUACCGUCUCAAUUCAACCCCCCACAACCACCUAACGACCCCCCUGAAGCCUCAACCUCGUAUCAACCAGAUGUGGAUGAAAAUCCGACAUUUUAUCAACCUUAUGUGGAUGAAGGUUUGGCUGAGAGAUUUCAGGAUGUUCUAAAAGCUGUCGACCAACCUCUGUAUGCUGAUUGUGAGGGAUACUCUCAGCUAUCCGCUGUUACUGAGUUCAUGAACAUAAAAGCCGAAUACAGUCUCCCUGAAACUUGCAUGAAUAGAGUCUUGCAGUCAGUAGGAGGGAUGCUACCGCGAGAUCAUACCCUUCC
This is a messenger RNA of Cuscuta epithymum, 809 nucleotides long. The record is from the annotation of a GenBank genome assembly. Lineage: Eukaryota; Viridiplantae; Streptophyta; Magnoliopsida; Solanales; Convolvulaceae.